GCCGUUAGGUAACCAAGUAGGCAGCCAUGGGACCGACGGAUCUCACCCGCGAGGCUGGGUAUAAAAGGACUGGUAGGCCUCAUGGAACUCUUCAUCUGUUGAAACACUCCAGUCACAGGGAAAUUCUAGCAACCAUGGCAUCCGCAAAAAGUGAAUUCUCCCAAACGCUGCAGGACAUCACGCAUGCCAAGCUGCGGGAGCUUUCCAGCAAACAAGAGAUUUUCCUCGGCCACAAAGCGACGACCCUCCAGACGGCACAGGCAUUAGACUCUCCGAUCGAAAGACUUUCAGCGUUAUCGGAUGGCCUCAAGACGUGCUUCGGGAUUCCAGUGGUAAACGGUCGGAUGAUCCGUGGGCAUACUAACAACCAUCGACGCCUGGAGAUCUUGCUGGCGAAUAUCGAUCGGUUUCUUAAACAGGCUCAAUAUGACCCCUCUAUCUCACCGUCCUUCGUGGAACGAUGGCAGCAAUCUCUCCUCAGCAAUCUUGAGAUGCAAACCCGGAAAUAUGAGUUCGCCACACUUUUCGGCCAGCUGACCAUGGAAUGGCUGUCGACGAAGAAGGAGUCCCUGCCAGACGACGAUGUCUCCAUGUCGGAAGAACCAGAGCAGAUUCCAGGUGCGGAGAAGUUGGAAUCUCGGAAACAAUGGGAAGAUGUCGUCUUUACUCCGCACGAACUCGACACUGAUGAGAUCAAACUUCUACUCAGUGAGCUGUUUCAGGACCCCUCAGAAAAUGCCAAAGAUGUGCGGACAGCCUUUGAAGAGACCCGAACAACAGUGCAACAGUUUGAGGAGUCAUUAACAUACUCUCGUUUAUUUUCUGCGAGCACGCUACAGUGGACCAUCUCGGGCCUGGCCACAUCCGACCUUCUGACGGAAGAAAAGCGGUCGGUCUUGAAGGAUUUCUUGAAUAACACGAUCAUUCUGGAUGAGCUGUCCGACGUGCUGAAUAUGCGCAUGACGGCCUUGCACGCUUGGUCCUGGGGUGCAGAAGUGCCCAUAGAACAACGACGCCAACUGAACGGCACUUACAACAUCUACAUGCAUGAGGAUCUGAUCCAGGCCAUCUUCUUGCAGUAUCUUGGCGUGAGAUGGUCGGUUUUCUUUAAGAAAGCCUUCUCAGAGUUCCGAAAGGCGAGCGGCGUGUGGAAAUCACCGAGAAGUAACAUUCCAGAAAUAGACAAAAGUCGUCGCGAGUUUUUCCUCGGCUAUCGAUCGUCCAGGAACACCGUCCAAACUACUCGCGAGAAAAUAUAUCAGAAGGGGUAUUUCGUCUCUCAGCUUCUGGACGAUGAAGAGCAAGUCCGAGGCCUAGACGAAGGGGAAGAAGAGGCGGACUUUGCGCCGUUUGGCGCAACACAGGCCCUCAUGCACACGGGAGCUCCACAGCAACAUCCAUCUGCUACCAGGAAGCGCACAAAGCAGACAGCGCAGCGAAGCAGUACAGCAGUGUGGCGAAAUAAGCAGCGAUGUAGGCCAAGCGGAGCAAGCAACUUUUUCGAGGAGGAAGCGGGAGUUGAUGAAGGUGAUGACAGUGAUGACGAUGGCGAUAAUGACCAUGGAAACGAGAUUUGCAACCCGAAGAAUCCAAUGGAUGCCAAACAAAAUCUUUUACAUCUCUUGACGACUGACGUUUUGAUCAAAACUCGCCUUGAGGGAGAGUUGACCUGCUUUCGUUCCAAAUAUGAAUCUUUGAACCCCAACUUAUCCCAUACAGCCGUUCAUACAGUCCUUGAAUUCUUCGGUGUUUCUGAGAAAUGGCUAGGGUUUUUCGAGCGCUUCCUCAAAGCACCGCUCAAGUUCAUCGAUGAUCCUCACGCCGAGCCCCGUCAGCGUCAGCGAGGCACUCCUGGAGCCCAUGUACUUAGUGAGGUGUUUGGAGAGUCUAUUCUCUUCUGUCUCGACUUUAUGGUCAAUCAGAAGACUGAGGGCGACAUCCUCUGGCGAGUUCAGGAUGAUUUCUGGUUCUGGUCUUCAAACCAUCAGACCUGCGUGACGGCAUGGAAUACGAUCCAAAGAUUUAACAAGAUCAUGGGCAUUUCCUUAGAUCCAUCUAAAACCGGUACCGCCCGUAUUUUGCAUAAGGCUACAGGAAGCCCGACCAGUCUUGAUCCCGCCCUGCCUACCGGACAGAUCCGCUGGGGCAUGCUAUACCUCAAUCCCGAAUCCGGCCGGUUUGAAAUCGACCAGAAGAUGGUUGAAAGCCACGUUGCAGAGUUAAACCGUCAGUUAAAAGACCAAGUCAAAAGCGUCUUUGCUUGGAUUCAGGCAUGGAACUCGUAUGCUACCACCUUCUUCACCUCCAACUUCGGCAAGCCUGCCAACUGCUUCGGCCGUCAGCAUGUUGAUAUGAUGCUCGCCACGCAUGAGCGAAUCCAGCGGAUAGUUUUCUCCCUGGAUGCUGCAGGCGGCAAGAGGGACACAAGUGUGAUCCAGUUUCUCCGGGAUAUGAUCUGCUCACGCUUCAACAUCUCCUCUGUGCCGGACGGGUACUUUUUUCUGCCGAUCGAGCUUGGCGGGCUCGAGCUGUCUAGCCCCUUCAUCCACCUAGUUGGCCUACGCGAUUCUCUUAUUGAAGACCCGUCUACUCUUCUGGAUAAAUUCUUGGACAAUGAACAGGAUGCGUACGUCUCGGCCAAACUGCGCUACGAGCGCCGUCUCAACACCGACGAAUAUACCACCACACGUAGGCAGGGCUUCCAGCCAGCAGACGCGCACACAUUUAUGUCAUUCGAGGAGUACAUUCGGUAUCGUGAGCUCCUCGGCUAUGGCUUCACUGGUGAGCUAAAGGAGGUAUAUGAAAGGCUUCUGCAACGCCCCGAGCAACAGCAUAUUGAAUGCGAUCCGAAUGGUGCCGUCGUCCGGGAGCUUAAUCAACUUACCGGGCACCAGAACCUGAGAGGAAUCAGAAGUAACUGGAGAGACAUGGAAGCGUAUUGGAAAUGGGUGGCAGAACUGUAUGGGCAGGAGAUUAUCGACCGAUUUGGUGGAUUUAAUAUCGUGGAUCCAGGCCUCCUGCCUAUCGGGAUGGUGAGCUUAUUCCGCAGCGGGCGGAUCCAGUGGCAAGAAUGAGAUUUCCAUUUGUAUAGUCAGAAUGCGUAUGCUUGAUUCUAUCACUGUGGGAUGCGCCUGUCUCUUAUCUGAUUCAUGUGCUACUGUUGAGUUGUAGCGCUAUGCAGGGUGUUUCUCCUACAGGCACUUCAUGUUAAUAUAAAUAUCACCGAAUAUCAUUCUGAGAGUACUUUCUCUCCCAUCCAAAGCCUCCAUCAUGCUGAGGCCAUUGACGCCGUGAAGGCGAUGGAGAUAAAGUGGAUUUUGGGUUCGUAGAUUAAGAAGGCGAUCUUUCCUAGAUAUCGUCUAGUCUAUACAAGGUCAAUUCUGUGAUAAUGGGAGUUCCCAUCCAGUCGACCACACCAUGGUCAAGGUCAUGCCUUCCUUAAACACCACAUGCCUAACAGAAGAUGAAAGCUAAUUGAAUGGAUUUAAGCUUACUCCAAUGUAAACAUCUAGGUAAAUGUUCUGAGGCCGACACAACAAGGGAAGAGGAAAGAUUGUAUCCGACACAAGAGGCGCGGACCUUCACUAUACCACGAUUGAGACAAGGCAGGAUAAAUACAUGGCUACAACUUCCUCUCUAAUGGCUGGACCGUGUGACACAUUAUAGACUUUUCACAUAUUAUCCAUGACAUUCAUAUGCUUAUGCAUGAGUAUAGUGUUGGAC
Molecule: messenger RNA, 3723 nt
Organism: Aspergillus pseudotamarii
Lineage: Eukaryota; Fungi; Ascomycota; Eurotiomycetes; Eurotiales; Aspergillaceae
Exons: 1
Coding region: 27-3074 (1015 amino acids)
Source: RefSeq, a predicted model, not a curated record